AUGGCACAGACACUGCUGGUACCCCCAGGACCCGAAAGCUUCCGCCUUUUUACUAGAGAAUCUCUUGCUGCUAUCGAAAAACGUGCUGCAGAAGAGAAAGCCAAGAAGCCCAAAAAAGAACAAGACGAUGAUGAGAACAAACCAAAGCCCAACAGUGACUUGGAAGCUGGGAAGAACCUUCCAUUUAUUUAUGGAGACAUUCCCCCAGAGAUGGUGUCAGAGCCCCUGGAGGACCUGGACCCCUACUACAUCAAUAAGAAAACUUUUAUAGUAUUGAAUAAAGGGAAGGCAAUUUUCCGAUUCAGUGCCACCUCUGCCUUGUAUAUUUUAACUCCACUAAACCCCGUUAGGAAAAUUGCUAUUAAGAUUUUGGUACAUUCUUUAUUCAGCAUGCUUAUCAUGUGCACUAUUUUGACCAACUGUGUAUUUAUGACCUUGAGUAACCCUCCAGACUGGACAAAGAAUGUAGAGUACACAUUCACGGGAAUCUAUACCUUUGAGUCACUUAUAAAAAUCUUGGCAAGAGGGUUUUGCUUAGAAGAUUUUACAUUCCUUCGUGACCCAUGGAACUGGCUGGAUUUCAGUGUCAUUGUGAUGGCGUAUGUAACAGAAUUUGUAAGCCUAGGCAAUGUUUCAGCCCUUCGAACUUUCAGAGUCUUGCGAGCUCUGAAAACUAUUUCUGUAAUUCCAGGUUUAAAGACCAUUGUGGGGGCCCUGAUCCAGUCGGUGAAGAAGCUCUCUGACGUCAUGAUCCUGACUGUGUUCUGUCUGAGCGUGUUUGCGCUGAUUGGGCUGCAGCUGUUUAUGGGCAACCUGAGGAAUAAAUGUUUACAAUGGCCCCCAAACGAUUCUGCUUUUGAAACCAACACCACUUCCUACUUUAAUGGCACAACGGAUUCAAAUGGGACAUUUGUCAAUAUAACAUUGAGAACAUUUAACUGGAAGGAUUACAUUGGAGAUGAGAGUCACUUUUAUGUUUUGGAAGGACAAAAUGACCCUUUACUCUGUGGAAAUGGCUCAGAUGCAGGCCAGUGUCCAGAAGGGUACAUCUGUGUGAAGGCUGGUCGAAACCCCAACUAUGGCUACACAAGCUUUGACACCUUUAGCUGGGCUUUCUUGUCUCUAUUUCGACUCAUGACUCAAGACUAUUGGGAAAAUCUUUACCAGUUGACGUUACGUGCUGCUGGAAAAACGUACAUGAUAUUUUUUGUCCUGGUUAUUUUCUUGGGUUCUUUUUAUUUGGUGAAUCUAAUCCUGGCUGUGGUGGCCAUGGCCUAUGAGGAGCAGAACCAGGCCACCUUGGAAGAGGCAGAACAGAAAGAGGCUGAAUUUCAGCAGAUGCUUGAACAGCUCAAAAAGCAACAGGAAGAAGCUCAGGCAGUUGCGGCAGCAUCAGCUGCGUCAAGAGAUUUCAGUGGAAUGGGCGGGUUAGGAGAACUCUUGGAAAGUUCUUCAGAAGCAUCGAAGUUAAGCUCCAAAAGUGCUAAGGAGUGGAGGAACCGGAGGAAGAAAAGAAGACAGAGGGAACAUCUGGAAGGAACCCACAAAGGAGAAGGAGACAGGUUUCCCAAAUCUGAAUCUGAAGACAGCGUCAGAAGGAGAAGCUUCCUUUUCUCCAUGGAUGGGAACCGACUGAGUGGCGACAAGAAAUUCUGCUCUCCUCAUCAGUCUCUGUUGAGCAUCCGUGGCUCCCUGUUCUCCCCAAGACGCAAUAGCAAAACAAGCAUUUUCAGCUUCAGAGGCCGAGCAAAGGAUGUGGGAUCCGAAAACGACUUUGCUGAUGACGAGCACAGCACCUUUGAAGACAGCGAAAGCAGGAGAGACUCACUGUUUGUGCCGCACAGACAAGGAGAGCGACGCAACAGUAACGUUAGUCAGGCCAGUAUGUCAUCCAGGAUGGUGCCAGGGCUUCCAGCCAAUGGGAAGAUGCACAGCUCUGUGGAUUGCAAUGGUGUGGUUUCCUUGGUGGGUGGACCUUCAGCUCUCACGCCACCUUCUGGACGACUUGGUUUGCAGGGUACCACCACGGAAACAGAUAUCAGAAAGAGAAGGCUAAGUUCUUACCAGAUUUCAAUGGAGAUGCUGGAGGAUUCCUCGGGAAGGCAAAGAGCCAUGAGCAUAGCCAGCAUUCUGACCAACACAAUGGAGGAACUUGAAGAAUCUAGACAGAAAUGUCCACCAUGCUGGUAUAGAUUUGCCAAUGUGUUCUUGAUCUGGGACUGCUGUGAUGCAUGGUUAAAAAUAAAACAUCUUGUGAAUUUAAUUGUUAUGGAUCCAUUUGUUGAUCUUGCCAUCACUAUUUGCAUUGUUUUAAAUACCCUCUUUAUGGCCAUGGAGCACUACCCCAUGACUCAGCAAUUCAGUAGUGUAUUGACUGUAGGAAACCUGGUCUUCACUGGGAUCUUCACAGCAGAAAUGGUUCUCAAGAUCAUUGCUAUGGAUCCCUACUACUAUUUCCAAGAGGGCUGGAAUAUCUUUGAUGGAAUUAUUGUCAGCCUGAGUUUAAUGGAGCUUGGUUUAUCAAAUGUGGAAGGACUGUCCGUACUGCGAUCUUUCAGACUGCUUCGAGUUUUCAAGUUGGCAAAAUCCUGGCCUACACUAAAUAUGCUAAUUAAGAUCAUUGGCAAUUCAGUGGGAGCUCUGGGAAACCUCACGCUGGUGUUGGCCAUCAUCGUCUUUAUUUUUGCCGUGGUUCUGAACCUCUUUCUGGCCUUAUUAUUGAGUUCAUUUAGCUCAGACAACCUUGCUGCUACUGAUGACGAUAAUGAAAUGAACAAUCUCCAGAUUGCAGUAGGAAGAAUGCAAAAGGGAAUCGAUUAUGUGAAAAAUAAGAUGCGGGAGUGUUUCCAAAGAGCCUUCUUCAGAAAGCCAAAAGUUAUAGAGAUCCAUGAAGGCAACAAAAUAGACAGCUGCAUGUCCAACAAUACCGGAAUUGAAAUAAGCAAAGAACUUAACUAUCUUAAAGAUGGGAAUGGAACCACCAGUGGUGUAGGUACUGGAAGCAGUGUUGAAAAAUAUGUAAUUGAUGAAAAUGAUUAUAUGUCAUUCAUAAACAACCCCAGCCUCACUGUAACAGUGCCAAUUGCUGUUGGGGAGUCCGACUUUGAAAACUUAAAUACUGAAGAGUUCAGCAGUGAGUCAGAGCUAGAAGAAAGCAAAGAGAAAUUAAAUGCAACCAGCUCAUCGGAAGGCAGCACAGUUGAUGUUGCUCCACCCAGAGAAGGUGAACAGGCUGAAAUCGAACCCGAGGAAGAUCUUAAACCAGAAGCUUGUUUUACUGAAGGAUGUAUUAAAAAGUUUCCAUUCUGUCAAGUAAGUACAGAAGAAGGCAAAGGGAAGAUCUGGUGGAAUCUUCGGAAAACCUGCUACAGUAUUGUUGAACACAACUGGUUUGAGACUUUCAUCGUCUUCAUGAUUCUUCUCAGUAGCGGUGCUUUGGCAUUUGAAGAUAUAUACAUUGAACAACGAAAGACUAUCAAAACCAUGCUAGAAUAUGCCGACAAGGUCUUCACCUACAUAUUUAUUCUGGAAAUGCUUCUCAAAUGGGUAGCUUAUGGAUUUCAAACAUACUUCACCAAUGCCUGGUGCUGGCUAGAUUUCCUGAUUGUUGAUGUUUCUUUGGUUAGCUUGGUAGCCAAUGCUCUUGGCUACUCAGAACUUGGUGCCAUCAAAUCCCUACGGACACUAAGAGCUUUAAGACCUCUAAGAGCCUUAUCCAGGUUUGAAGGCAUGAGGGUGGUGGUGAACGCUCUGGUGGGAGCGAUUCCCUCCAUCAUGAAUGUGCUGUUGGUUUGUCUCAUCUUCUGGCUAAUUUUUAGCAUCAUGGGUGUGAAUCUGUUUGCUGGGAAGUUCUACCACUGUGUUAACAUGACGACGGGUAGCAUGUUUAAAGUGAGUGAAGUCAACAAUUUGAGCGACUGUCAGGCUCUUGGCAAGCAAGCUCGGUGGAAAAACGUGAAAGUGAAUUUUGAUAAUGUUGGUGCUGGCUACCUCGCGUUGCUUCAAGUGGCCACAUUUAAAGGCUGGAUGGAUAUUAUGUAUGCAGCUGUUGAUUCACGAGAUGUUAAACUUCAGCCUGAAUAUGAAGAAAAUCUGUACAUGUAUUUAUACUUUGUCAUCUUUAUCAUCUUUGGGUCCUUCUUCACCCUGAAUCUGUUCAUUGGUGUCAUCAUAGAUAACUUCAACCAGCAGAAAAAGAAGUUUGGAGGUCAAGACAUUUUUAUGACAGAGGAACAGAAAAAAUAUUACAAUGCAAUGAAGAAACUUGGAUCAAAGAAACCUCAGAAACCCAUACCUCGGCCAGGAAACAAGUUCCAGGGAAUGGUCUUCGAUUUUGUAACCAGACAGGUGUUUGAUAUCAGCAUCAUGAUCCUCAUCUGUCUCAACAUGGUCACCAUGAUGGUGGAAACUGAUGACCAGGGCAAUGAUAUGACCGUAGUUUUAUCCCGGAUCAACCUCGUGUUCAUAGUCCUGUUCACUGGAGAAUUUGUGCUAAAGCUUAUAUCCCUCAGAUACUACUACUUCACUAUAGGCUGGAACAUCUUUGAUUUUGUGGUAGUGAUUCUCUCCAUUGUAGGUAUGUUUCUAGCUGAGAUGAUAGAAAAAUAUUUUGUGUCCCCCACCCUGUUCCGUGUGAUCCGUCUUGCCAGGAUUGGCCGAAUCCUCCGUCUGAUCAAAGGAGCAAAGGGGAUCCGCACGCUGCUCUUUGCUUUGAUGAUGUCGCUCCCUGCCCUGUUCAACAUCGGCCUCCUGCUCUUCCUGGUCAUGUUCAUCUAUGCCAUCUUUGGAAUGUCCAACUUUGCCUAUGUUAAGAAGGAAGCUGGAAUUGAUGACAUGUUCAACUUUGAGACCUUUGGCAACAGCAUGAUCUGCCUUUUCCAAAUUACCACCUCUGCUGGCUGGGAUGGAUUGCUAGCCCCUAUUCUUAACAGUGCACCACCUGACUGUGACCCUGACGCAAUUCACCCUGGAAGCUCAGUGAAGGGGGACUGCGGGAACCCAUCUGUUGGGAUUUUCUUCUUUGUCAGUUACAUCAUCAUAUCAUUUCUGGUUGUGGUGAACAUGUACAUCGCCGUCAUCCUGGAGAACUUCAGUGUUGCUACUGAAGAAAGUGCAGAGCCCCUGAGCGAGGAUGACUUUGAGAUGUUCUACGAGGUCUGGGAGAAGUUUGAUCCCGAUGCGACCCAGUUUAUAGAGUUCUCCAAACUGUCUGAUUUUGCAGCUGCUCUGGAUCCUCCUCUUCUCAUAGCAAAACCAAACAAAGUCCAGCUCAUUGCCAUGGAUCUGCCCAUGGUCAGUGGCGACCGGAUCCACUGCCUCGAUAUUUUAUUUGCCUUUACAAAGCGUGUUUUGGGUGAGAGUGGAGAGAUGGAUGCCCUUCGAAUACAGAUGGAAGACCGGUUCAUGGCAUCAAACCCCUCCAAAGUCUCUUAUGAGCCCAUUACAACCACAUUAAAACGCAAACAAGAAGAGGUGUCUGCUGCUAUCAUUCAGCGAAAUUUCAGAUGUUAUCUUUUAAAGCAAAGAUUAAAAAAGCUAAUAAAUAAAUAUGAUAAAGAGACAAUCAAAGGGAGGAUUGACUUACCUCUAAAGCCAGACAUGAUUAUUGACAAAUUAAAUGGUAACUCUACCCCAGAAAAAACAGAUGGAAGCUCCUCAACCACGUCUCCUCCUUCCUAUGAUAGUGUAACAAAGCCAGACAAAGAAAAGUUUGAGAAAGACAAACCAGAAAAGGAAAGCAAAGAGAUAGAGGUCAGCGAAAAUCAAAAGUAAAAAGAAACCAAGAAUUAUCUUUGUAAUCAAUUGUUUACAGCCUACGAAGGUAAAAUGUUCGUGUCAACUGGACUUCGAGAGGAGGUCCACGCCAAACUGACUGUUUAACAAAUACUCAUGGUCAGUGCCUAUCCAAGACAGUGACCUCUCUGUCACUGCAACUCUGUGAGACAGGGUAUCAACAUUGACAAGAGGUUGCUGUUUUAUUACCAGCUGACACUGCUGAGAAGAAGCUCAAUGGCUACCUAGAUUAGAGGGACAGUUGUGCAAAGUGAUCACUGUAACUACACCAAACACCUUUCGGGCAGUACUUGCAUCCAUUCUAUUUUUAACUUCCACAUCGGCCAUAUUUUUACAAAAUUUGUUCUAGUGGAUUCCCAUGGUCCCUAAUUCAUAGUUUAUUCAUAAUACUAUGUUACUAUUUUUGUAAAUGAGGUUUACGUUGAGGAAAAAGUGUAUAAGAACCCUGUGGUCCAAUUUGACAAGUCUCUCAAUCAGACAAAAGUGUUUUAACUGAGAGAUAAAAGUCGUGCUCAAAACCAGUAAAAAAAUUCUUAUGUCUACAAUUUCAAUUAUUUCCACUUUCUAGAUGACUUUGAUUUUGAAAGUGUUUAGUCUGUUACGUUUGUUUCUAUCUGAGCAGUUAGUGCCUGUAAAGUCUCUUCUGAUAGUUAAAGGAUUAUUUUUAUGCAAAGUAUUCUGUUUCAGCAAUUGCAAAUUUUAUUCUAAGUUCCAGAGCUCUAUAUUUAAUUUUGGUUCAAUGCUUUCCAAAAAUGUAAUCUAAUAAAUCUGUUCUAGAAAAGUCUAUCUAACCUAUCACUUUAGAAUAGUUGUUCCACUUUCUGCUGCAGUAUUGCUUUGCCGUCUUCUGCUCUCAGCAAAGCUGACAGUUUAUGUCAAUUAAAUAUCCUCUGUUAUGUAAAUAGUUAUUUUAUCCUGUGGUGCAUGUUUGGGCAAAUACAUAUAUCUAGCCUGAUAAACAACUUCUAUUAAAUCAAAUAUGUACCACAGUGUAUGUGUCUUUUGCGAGCUUCCAACAGGGAUGUAUCCUGUCCCAUUCAUUAAACAUAACUAGUUUGAAGGCUAUCACUAAUGCAUGUUAAUAUUGCCUAUGCUGCUCUAUUUUACUCAAUCCGGUCUUCACAAGUCUUGGUUAGAAAAGAUCACAUGUUGGUGACAGAAUGAAUUCAACAAGCUCUCUGUCCAUUAUGUCCAACAGAACAGUUUGAAGUUACUUAAAAACAUCUUCACUUUUGCAUUUUUAAUUCAACUCGAGUAUCACCUGGUAUCUCUCUCAAAGAAACACACUGCAUACCGCCUGUUGUCAAAACCUCUACUUCACAUUUUGCUAAAUUAUGUCUCAAACUUGUUUAAAUAUAAAUAAUGUAAAAAUACGAUCAAUUUUAUUUGUCAGCAUUUUGUACAUAAGAAAAUUAUUUUCAGGUUGAGGACAUGGCAACUUAUUUUACUUUAUGCUUUUGCUUUUUAUUUUUAAUCACAAUUCCAAACUUUUGAAUCCAUAAGACUUUUCAAUGGGUAAUUUCCUAAAAUAAAAUUUAGACACUGGAUUUUGUGGAUUUCUUUGUUACGAUAUUACUUUUUACCAUUUUAAUAAGAGAUGCGUUGGUCAAAAAAAUCAAACCCAGAUCAUUUUCUACCAACUGUGGUUGCCUCACUAUAACCCUUUAUUCAUGGAAGUUUUUUUAAUUCAACUUUUAUAGUAUUUACGUAUGCAGACUAGUCUUAUUUUUUUAAUUCCUACUGCACUAAAGCUAUUACAGGUAAAACAUGGGCUCUGUUCUUUUUAGCCAUGAACAAAGUGGCAAAGUUGUGCAACUAACUAACAUAAUUUUUUUGUUUUUGCACAAACCAAAAGUUCAAUGUUAAUUCCUUUUACAAAACUAUUUACUAUAGUGUAUUGAUGAAGUGCAUGCAGGGAAUUGCUAUUACUAAAAAGAAUGGUGAGCUACGUCAUUAUUGAACCAAAAGAAUAAAUAUUUCAUUUUUUAUUGUAUUUCAUGUAUUGGCCUCUGACUUUUUUAUUGUUGGCAGUUUAAAAUAAUAUGACUAAUAAGACCUGUGCGUAAUCUGACACUUGCAUUCAUAAAAGUUCACAGGAAGUUUAUAACAAUCCAGUGCGGGAUCCACCAAGCAGGACUACAGCUACAGAAUAAAGUCUAAUGCAAAGCAGUUUUUGUGAACUUCUGUGUAUGCAAAGAAUCCAGUCUACGUGUUUUAAUUUUCUGAUUUGAUAAUAGUAAUAACCCCCUAAAAUGGCUAUUAAUUCCAUUUAAUUCCCUUGGCUAUAAGCAUUCAAAUCUCAACUCCUCUUGAUAUAAUUGAUGCUGUCUCCUGAUUUCUUGGUGGCUAACACAUGCUACAUUCUUUGUUACUUAAAUACAUUCCAUGAAUUACUACUUAUAUGUAAAGGUAAUGAUGGUAUAGUAAUUGAGAAUUUAUAUUAACUUUUUCAGGGUCCCUUGAAUUUAUGUGAGGUCAAAACCAAACUUUUAUUCUCAGUGGAAAACUCCAUUUGUAAUGCAUAUUGGUAAAGAAAACUUGGAUCUAAAUAUAUAUUUCAUAAUUUCCCUAGAAGAAAU
Messenger RNA from Otolemur garnettii (small-eared galago), 8372 nucleotides. RefSeq names its product sodium voltage-gated channel alpha subunit 3 (gene SCN3A). Gene Ontology annotation, molecular function: voltage-gated sodium channel activity; protein binding. The record is from RefSeq and is a predicted model, not a curated record. Bases 1 to 5772 code for a protein of 1923 amino acids. Gene Ontology annotation, biological process: membrane depolarization during action potential; sodium ion transmembrane transport; neuronal action potential. The transcript is spliced from 26 exons. Gene Ontology annotation, cellular component: axon; voltage-gated sodium channel complex; plasma membrane. Lineage: Eukaryota; Metazoa; Chordata; Mammalia; Primates; Galagidae.